UGAAAAUGACACCAUCUGGUACCUUUAUGCAGAUACGCGACCUUUACUUACAGAAGAGACAAAUAGGCCAACGCCUUAAACGUGAAGUGUUUAACUUUGCGUGUGAACUUGCACAGUGCCGCGCCGGAGAAACCUUCAUAGUUAUUGUCGAUGGCAUUGAGUGGGUUGCUACAGUUCCAAGGCGCAGCAAGCCAGACGAUCUCGUAUCAAUGAGAUUCUCGGCUGGCAAUCAGGUGGAGAGGACGCUAGUCGGAAUGCUUGGUAGUGGCGCCAAGGAGGAGAGCCUUAAGAGGUACAUCCGUGAAGGAUUGGCGAUGAAGACAAACGAGUACAAAGAGCGGAUCAGGGGCAUGAGCCAUGAUGCCGCUCUGGUGUUUGUCCGGGACCACAUAAGACACACCACACCAGCCCAAGGACAGAUUGGUCGCGAGGACAACAUGAUGUACCAUUGGCCCAUGCGGCCAUGGACUCGGCUGUAUGAUGAGGCAGCCAGCGCGGCUGACAGGACCAUGACAACGGGGAAUGAAGAAGCUUUGAAGGCUGGUGAGGAGGUGGUGACCUCCGGGGGAGCUGAGGGAGGUGAUGCUGCCAUGGUGGACCCGGUGAAGCACGGCGGCACUGGUGAUGCUGGCGAGUAUGGGGUGUCCGAGGAUGGCACAGAGGUCUCUGGUGCUGGCCAGAGCAAUGGGCUGGCCCCUUCAGAAGCAGGCGAACAGUCAGAGGAGCUGGUUCAUCUAGGCUUUGAUGUGUGCAACGAGACCAGGAAGCGAAAGCGGGCCCCAAACAUGACCCGGCUGGUGGCGGACGAUGAGGAGCAGCAACGGGAGAUAGACAGGGGACGCAAUGAUACAGAUGAUGCCGCUCCACGGUUUCCGUGCACGGUAAGACAGCAGGAGGAGGACGCCCGUGGCGGACGAGCUGCCAUGCCCAGCCCACGGUUUCCGUGCACGGUAAGACAGCAGGAGGAGGACGCCCGUGGCGGACGAGCUGCCAUGCCCAGCCCACGGUUUCCGUGCACGGUAAGACAGCAGGAGGGGGGCGCCUCUGCUACUGUGAGCUGCCACGGCCGGCGCCUGAGGACGCCCGUGGCGGUGGAGAGGACGCUAGUCGGAAUGCUUGGUAGUGGCGCCAAGGAGGAGAGCCUUAAGAGGUACAUCCGUGAAGGAUUGGCGAUGAAGACAAACGAGUACAAAGAGCGGAUCAGGGGCAUGUGCCAUGAUGCCGCUCUGGCGUUUGUCCUGGACCACAUAAGACACACCACACCAGCCCAAGGACAGAUUGGUCGCGAGGACAACAUGAUGUACCAUUGGCCCAUGCGGCCAUGGACUCGGCUGUAUGAUGAGGCAGCCAGCGCGGCUGACAGGACCAUGACAACGGGGAAUGAAGAAGCUUUGAAGGCUGGUGAGGAGGUGGUGACCUCCGGGGGAGCUGAGGGAGGUGAUGCUGCCAUGGUGGACCCGGUGAAGCACGGCGGCACUGGUGAUGCUGGCGAGUAUGGGGUGUCCGAGGAUGGCACAGAGGUCUCUGGUGCUGGCCAGAGCAAUGGGCUGGCCCCUUCAGAAGCAGGCGAACAGUCAGAGGAGCUGGUUCAUCUAGGCUCUCAUGAGGAGGACGCCCGUGGCGGACGAGCUGCCAUGCCCAGCCCACGGUUUCCGUGCACGGUAAGACAGCAGGAGGAGGACGCCCGUGGCGGACGAGCUGCCAUGCCCAGCCCACGGUUUCCGUGCGCGGUAAGACAGCAGGAGGAGGACGCCCGUGGCGGUGAGGCGGCUGCUGUGCCAUCCCCGUCGACUGCCGGACGAGCUGCCAUGCCCAGCCCACGGUUUCCGUGCGCGGUAAGACAGCAGGAGGGGGGCGCCUCUGCUACUGUGCAGCUGCCACCGCCGGCGCCUGAGGAUGCCCGUGGCGGUGAGGCGGCUGCUCAAGCAGCAGACGAGAGGAGGAGACUGCUGCCCAAUGAUGAAGCACACCUUGAGCGAGAGAUCCGCCGCAUGGCUGGUGCGGUGGUGUCCUAUCGGGAGUCUCGCCAUCGGCGAAGGCCCACCAGGAACCGGGCCAUCCAGUCAUCAUCAGACUCGGACGUGGAAUCUGAGCCGGAACCAGAGGACAGCCAUGUACUCGAAACAGACCUUUUCACGCACACGAUAGACAUGGUCCCGGUGAUGCUUGACAAGGAGGGGUUUGCGGUAGUAGACGAUCCCCACCUCGCCUCUCUGAUCACUCCUGAUGUUCCCACAAGCGCCACUGAGCUCGUGUCAGGCGAUAAGGCAGCAGCAAUAUUUCAGCGUGGGGACCUUCCCUCGCGGCAGGGAGGGCUACCACGGCUUACCCACGAGGGCAGGCUCCGACUCAGCAAUGGAACCGGGAGGCGUAUGAUGGUCAAGCUGGACAAGCCCCCAUUCGUCGGCAGACGCUGCACGUGGACAUGCAGCCUGGCAGAGGGAUGUCGUUUGUUGCAAUCGUGCCAUUGGAGCAGGACAUCGAGCUGUGGGCGUUUGCUGCUCGGGCAGAGCCUGCUGCUGCAGCUGCUGCUGCAGCAGCAGAUGAUGCCGAAGCAGGUGAUGCAAGCAGAGCCGACAGAAGCAGUGCGGCAGCCCCCAUUCGUCGGCAGACGCUGCACGUGGACAUGCAGCCUGGCAGAGGGAUGUCGUUUGUUGCAAUCGUGCCAUUGGAGCAGGACAUCGAGCUGUGGGCGUUUGCUGCUCGGGCAGAGCCUGCUGCUGCAGCUGCUGCUGCAGCAGCAGAUGAUGCCGAAGCAGGUGAUGCAAGCAGAGCCGACAGAAGCAGUGCGGCAGCUGGCCCAUGAAUGGGUUGAGACGUGCUCGUGUUCUGUCUAG
Messenger RNA from Volvox carteri f. nagariensis, 2837 nucleotides. RefSeq names its product jordan transposition protein (gene jtnpB8-1). The record is from RefSeq and is a predicted model, not a curated record. NCBI's taxonomy places the organism in Eukaryota, Viridiplantae, Chlorophyta, Chlorophyceae, Chlamydomonadales, Volvocaceae. The transcript is spliced from 27 exons. The coding region runs from base 6 to 2837 and encodes 943 amino acids.